AUCAAAACGUUUCUUUAAUUACAGGUGCAAUGCUGAUGGCAAUCUACUUGAAUGGUAUAGAUGUGGAUGAGACGGCUUACCUUACUGAUGCCAUGAUCAGCUCAGGAUCAAAGCUGAGUUGGGAUCCAAAUUGGAAGGACUGCUUAGUUGACAAACACAGCACUGGAGGUAUCGGAGAUAAAAUUAGUCUUGUCCUGGCCCCUGCUCUUGCAGCCUGUGGCAUGAAGGUGCCAAUGAUGUCCGGCCGUUCUCUCGGUCACACUGGCGGAACCUUAAAUAAACUCGAAUCAAUCCCAGGGUUCUGUGUCAAUCAGUCGGAAGAGAAUUGUAGAAAGAUCUUGACUGAUGUGGGAUGUUGUAUCAUUAGUCAGAGCAAAGAGUUGGCUCCAGCUGACAAAAUCUUGUAUCAAUCUCGAGAUCAGACCAACACUGUUUCCGAAAUGGGGUUGAUUACAGGUUCCAUUAUAUCAAAGAAAGGAGUGGAGGGCAUCCAUGGACUUGUUUUGGAUGUUAAAUAUGGCAAAGCUGCUUUUAUGACCACUGAAGCAAAAGCUAAACAACUUGCAGAAAGAAUGGUGGAAACUUCCUGCAAAUUAGGAAUUAAAACAAGAGCUGUUCUAACUAAGAUGGAUUAUCCAUUAGGGAAAAUGGCCUCUAAUGGAACUCUGGAGAUGAUAGAGUCAGUUCAGUGCCUGAAGGGAAAUGGUCCAAAGGAUAUUAUGGAACUUGUAACUAAUCAAGGUGCUCAUCUUUUACUGAUGAUGAAGAAGGUGCAAAGUUUGGAAGAAGGACUGAAGAAAAUACAGGUGUCAAUAAAUGAUGGUACCGCUCUGAAGAAGUUCCAAGACAUGAUGGUGGCCCAGGGAGUUGAUAAUGCUAUUGCUCAUCAACUGUGUCAGUCUGAAGAUACCUGGCAGAUGUUUACUGAGCAAAACAGGACGGCUAAAUGCAUUACAGAAUUUAAAGUUGACAAAGACGGUUACGUCCAGGCCAUUGAUGCCCUGUGUUGCGGUAAGGUUAUAAUGAAUUUGGGUGCUAUGGAAGUGAGAGCAGAUGAAGAUUAUGGAAUUGGAAUGGAAUUCUGUGUGUCUGUUGGAGAUCCUGUUUCUAAAGGUCAAACCUGGGUAAAAGUUCACCACAACAAAUGCAGUGAUCGUGAGCUGACAAAUUUCAGUGAGGAAAUCCAGUCAGCACUAACAAUCGGCUGUGACAAGAUUCCUGAAGGUGACCUUAGAAGGAUCAAAGAAGUCAUCGUAAGCAAGUCAUCAUAACUUAAAUAGCAUGGCUUGAUUGGAAUUCAAAGACAGCUUGAUUAGAAUUCAUUGACAACAAAUUAUAUUAAAUAAAUAUAGAGAUACAUAUUAAAAAUAAAAAACCACCGACUAAAUUUAUAUUUUGUAAUAAUUAAAAAAUAACCCUUUUUAUAGACUUUUUUAUAGACAAAUUAUAAAGAUAUUUUAAAAUCUGA
Octopus bimaculoides (California two-spot octopus) is the source of this 1468-nucleotide messenger RNA. Its product is annotated as thymidine phosphorylase. Gene Ontology annotation, biological process: pyrimidine nucleobase metabolic process; pyrimidine nucleoside metabolic process. Gene Ontology annotation, cellular component: cytosol. The record is from RefSeq and is a predicted model, not a curated record. Gene Ontology annotation, molecular function: pyrimidine-nucleoside phosphorylase activity; 1,4-alpha-oligoglucan phosphorylase activity. NCBI's taxonomy places the organism in Eukaryota, Metazoa, Mollusca, Cephalopoda, Octopoda, Octopodidae.